Molecule: messenger RNA, 411 nt
Organism: Calidris pugnax (ruff)
Lineage: Eukaryota; Metazoa; Chordata; Aves; Charadriiformes; Scolopacidae
Product: intersectin-2-like
Exons: 4
Coding region: 2-304 (100 amino acids)
Biological process (GO): positive regulation of Rho protein signal transduction
Molecular function (GO): guanyl-nucleotide exchange factor activity
Source: RefSeq, a predicted model, not a curated record
AAUGACGCUGGGAUCCAGGAAAAGCGUGAUGGACCAAGAUACCACGCUUGGGUGUGCUGAUCUCCAGAGCCUUGACACGAUGCAGCCGAUGGAAAGGAAAAGGCAGGGCUACAUUCAUGAACUCAUCCAGACAGAAGAAAGGUACAUGGAUGACCUGCAGCUCGUCUUAGAGGUUUUCCAAAAGCCAAUGGCCGAGUCGGGCUGUCUCACCGAAGGAGAGAUGGGGCUGAUCUUUGUUAACUGGAAGGAACUCAUCAUGUCAAAUACAAAGCUACUGAAACUUGGCAGCCAAGCUGGACGGUGAUUUCUUUCCUCUUCAGAGCCUUGCGAGUGCGUAAGAAAACAGGAGGAGAAAAAAUGCCAGUGCAGAUGAUCGGGGACAUCUUGGCAGCAGAGCUCUCUCACAUGCAG